Jaminaea rosea is the source of this 1934-nucleotide messenger RNA. RefSeq lists its product as hypothetical. Gene Ontology annotation, molecular function: poly(A)-specific ribonuclease activity. The record is from RefSeq and is a predicted model, not a curated record. The transcript has a single exon. Bases 41 to 1831 code for a protein of 596 amino acids. NCBI's taxonomy places the organism in Eukaryota, Fungi, Basidiomycota, Exobasidiomycetes, Microstromatales.
CAACGGUACCUUUUCCUCCAGAUUGGUCUGCGCAAUCAAGAUGGUGGCGCCGCAACACAAUGGGAGCGACGAGACGUCCAACGCCCAGAGAAGCAUACCUGAAAACAGCAAGCAGAGCAAUGGCAGCGCCGGCGCUAACGAUAAGGCUGCAGGCAAGGGCAAAGGCAAGAACAAAGGCUCAUCCCCAGCGCUCGACCCCGCCAUAAUCGAAGCAAAGCGUAAAGCUCGCGCCGAGAAGAAGGAGCGUGAGGAGCAAGAACGUGUACGAAAGGAAGAAGAAGCCGCAAGUGGAAGCGCACCUAUUGCAGUAGACGCUCAGGGUCGUCCGCUAUACCGACCGAGAGAAUGGGCAGCUGUCAAUGCAGUCGAUGGUGUUGAGCAGCAGCAUGGUCAGCCAUUACAAUCACGAUCUUGUCGCCCCCGCAUCAAAGUCCUCAGCUGGAACAUGCUCGCCCAAGGUCUAGUCCGCCGCAAGCUAUUCCCAGGAAGUGAUGCCAUGCGCUGGAAGGACCGUGAAGCAGGCCUGUCCGCCGAGCUGCUAGGGCACGGAUUCGACGUUGCCUGCUUGCAGGAGGUGGAUAGGGUGGAGACGCAUACAGCUACGCUCAGCAAAGCUGGAUACUCGCAUCUGUACGCCAAGGGGUACGCGCAGAAGCAGCAUGGCUUGAUGCUUGCCUGGAGAAGCAGCUCACGUAGGCAGGGGGCGAAACCACCGCUCUUUGAGGAGAAGCCUGCGGCGAGUAGGAUCGUGUAUCUGGACGACGAAGAAGUGGCUGCCGGAAGGACGGGCUGCUCGAGGGUGACGAGGAACAUCGGAAUUGUGGCUGCUUUGCCCUUCGUGAAGGAAGACGCCCAGCCUGCCGCGGACCCAGGCGGUAUCAUCCUCGCUACAACGCACCUGUUUUGGCACCCAAUGCACGGCUACGAGCGGCUCAGACAAGUCGGGCUCCUUGUGCGGGCAAUCGACCGCUUCAGACGGUCCUCAGUAGGGAACGACACCAUCGCGCCCGUGUGGGCAGAUUGGGCAGUCGUCUUCGCGGGCGACUUCAAUGAUCAGCCGCACUCAGCCAGCUAUGCCUGCUUGACGGGCAGGCUGCCCAUCGAUGAGCAUGGGAGGGAGGAGAUCAGACAAAGCUCUGUCGUACACAAGAGCGUUGAUGAGAAGAGGGAGAGGGAGAGGCAGACUGGUGCGGCUGCGCUGCAGGAGGAGAAGCAGGGGCAGGCGGCAUCUACGUGCGAGGAGCAGGAGAGCGAUGCGCUGGACGAGGCGGAGGCUGAGGACGCGGAAGGUGAAGGAGAGGAGGAAGAAGAAGGGGGAGCAGACGAUCAGAUCCUCAAGAAUUGUCGUCCUGCCACUCCCUCUGACGGCCUCCUCAGGCUGGAGGAGCUGGAAGCCCUCUUCGACCUCUCCUCCUGCUCGGUCUCUUCAUCGACUCCUCCUCGUCACCUGCGCUCAGCGUAUGGCUCCUCCUUUCCUCAACUAUGCGGACAAGACGAGAGUGACAAUCUCUUCUCAACGCCUACUCGAGGGCGGGAGCGAUGGGACGAUCCAGACUGGAAGGAGGGAGAUCCCAAUGUGCACACUUGGCUGGCGGGGACACAAGCUGGAUGCGAGCCCAUGUGGACUCUCUUCUCGAGCUUGUUCAGCUUGACGCUGGACUUUAUCUUCCUCUUCCCUAGGACGAAGAGCGAGGGAAAGGAAGGGGUAGAGUAUCCAAAGGUGACAAAGCUGCUGAGGACGCAUAGGACGGAGGUGCUCAAGGAGGGCUUGCCCAGAAAGGGCAUCUGCGUUAGCGAUCAUGUGGCCAUUGGGGCUGAGCUGGAGCUAUGAUUGUAUUCAAAUGUAGCAAGAGGAUAGCAAGACUGUAUACAAUAGAAGGUCAACCAGUUGAGCGAUGCAACCGCUGUUGAGAAUUGAUGCAAGAAAUGGCCGG